Molecule: messenger RNA, 1362 nt
Organism: Oryza sativa Japonica Group (Japanese rice)
Lineage: Eukaryota; Viridiplantae; Streptophyta; Magnoliopsida; Poales; Poaceae
Source: RefSeq, a predicted model, not a curated record
CAGCCUAAUGCAGUUGUUUGUAGCUGCUGCUGCCUCCUUUUGCUUUCCAACGAGACAGUCAAGAAGACGAAGAGAGGUCUCCAUGUCGAGCUUAGCUUUAUAUACGCACCCGUCGCCAUCCACACCCCACCAUUUUCAUCCUGAUUCCUGAUUCUUCUUCACACAGAAUAUAUAAUUCUGCUUCUUCUUCAGAUUGAGAGAGUGAGAGAGAGAGAAUUCAUGGGCGAGAGCUGCUACGUCAGGAGGCUCUCGGACCUGCUCCAGGAGCAGCAGGAGCCCUUCCUCCUCGCCGGCGGAGCUUCCCUCGCCGACGCAUGCAGGCGCCGCCUGCUCGCCUUCUGCCACCGCCGCGCCGCCGUCAGCAACAAGAGCCGCGCAUUGGGGGGGCUUGGGCGCCGCCGUCUUCUGUGGCGCCGCCGUCAGGAGGGCUCUCCUCGCCGGCUGCUUCUCCUGCGGCGCCCGCCAGAGCUUCCGCCGGCUGCGCCACGCCGGCGCCGGCGACAUUGCUGCUGGCUGCGACGUCGACGACGACGAGGAGGAGGAAUGUGCGAGGCAGCUCAGCCCGAUGUCCGUACUCGACCUCGAUAUUAACUCCGACGACGAAUCGUCCUCCAUGCUCGGCGUCGGCCACCGUGAGAAGGACGACGAGUCGCCGUCGACUUCAGGGAAGAGCUCGCCGCCGCCGCCACCGGAGCAGAAUCCGCUCGACGCCGCCGCCGCUCCAUGCUUCACCUUCUACGAGGCCGGCAAGAAUUGCAAAGCGGAGACAGGAGACGAAGAAGAGUACGAGACGACGAGGUCCAAGCUGGAGGAGCAGAUGAUCAUCUCCUCCUGGGAGAGGAUCUCCGGCGACAUCUCGAGGAUCCCCGCGCUGGUGGAGCUCGACCUCACCGGCUCACUGCAGCAAUGGAGGCGGCUCAGGGAGGAGGAAGCAUCGCAGGUAGGGGCAAGCAUAGAGGCCAUGAUCUUCGAGGAGAUGAGAGUGGAGGCUGUGCGUGACAUGAUGCUUGUUGCCUGAAUCUUUGACACCUCCUGAAUGUAAAUAAAUUCCAAUUGGGCACAACAUCUUGUUGAUGAUUCCAACUGUAAAACGAAAAGAAAAAAAACAACUGGAUAGGGUUCUUUGAUGUGUAACACAAAUGAGUUUUUCUUUUCUGUUCUUCAGACAAAAGUAGUUUCUUUUUUUUUCUAGUGCAAUUUUUUUCAGUGGUAGGAAUUACAGGUCUCCUUUGUGUGUAAAAGUGUUAUUGUAUCAGGUUGUAGACCUAUGUUGUUUGCCUCUGAUAAAGUGAAGAAGCUAAAUGACAAAUCAAAUGUACAAUACGUGCACUAAUAUGGAAUCCUCUCAAGAUUCAUAGAGCA